Messenger RNA from Ceutorhynchus assimilis (cabbage seed weevil), 489 nucleotides. The record is from the annotation of a GenBank genome assembly. Lineage: Eukaryota; Metazoa; Arthropoda; Insecta; Coleoptera; Curculionidae.
AUGUGGUUCGACCUUGACUUUGGCCCUGGAAAAGUAACCUUGAGUCGGUGUGUGACCAUGAGUUGUUUGGGUACGCUAUUAAAUGAGAGAGUGUGCGAUGCAUGGAGAGCACAUUUCUUGUUGAAACUUCAAAGAGCAUCAACUAUGGCAGAUGAAGGUAUUUCAUGUGACAUCGAAGGGAGGUGUUACAUCACUUCCUAUGUCAGGCAACAAUUCGAUUUCCCCAUCCAUGGUUUGGAUCAUAAUAACCUGAUAACCUGUAGAAGGUGUUAUGAUUCGUGGCUUGGAUGGCAGAGAUAUGUCGAAAUGCAUAGACAUGGAAAUGAGAAGGUUCAUCGCCAUGUCACGGUGCUUGAUGGUGAUCUCAUACCGCCAGACCUUACACCUAAAUGCCACAUUUGCUCUCACCCAUGUUUCCUGAUGGUCCGUGGAUAUGAUGGAUUGUCUGAUAUGUUGCUGAAACCCCGUAUAAAAAAUCGGCCCUUUUGA